This is a messenger RNA of Engraulis encrasicolus (European anchovy), 1089 nucleotides long. Its product is annotated as stabilizer of axonemal microtubules 1-like. The transcript has 8 exons. Gene Ontology annotation, molecular function: microtubule binding. The record is from RefSeq and is a predicted model, not a curated record. Gene Ontology annotation, cellular component: axonemal microtubule; ciliary basal body; centriole. Lineage: Eukaryota; Metazoa; Chordata; Actinopteri; Clupeiformes; Engraulidae. The coding region runs from base 226 to 1089 and encodes 287 amino acids.
GCUACUGGAAGGCUGACACGUUCAUUCUAGUGGUCAGUGAACAUCAAAAGCUGAAAAAGAGGGAGAGUCAUCAUACGUGUUGCAGUCAGAGUUUUAGCCUAUAAACCUGUGGCUAUAGGCUAUUAUAAGUUUUACUACAAUUCGCCUAACUCCAGGUCCUGACUGUCAUGUAGCCGGCAUCGAGCAGCUUUUCAUCGGGCGGCGAGUCAGAGAUCCCGCGCAGCCAUGACUAUGCAGUGUAUCUGUCAGAUCUGCAACUGCGGGAAGCACCACUGUCCAUGUGAGUCUGAGGGUGCCGGGGAACCCCCUCCCGACGACACUUCUGACGUCAUUGCCCCCGGCGACGAGGAACCCCUGAUCUCGGAGUACCAGAGGAGGUUUCAGGCUCACCCCGACGCGGUGCGCACCACCAGGCCUAACCAUGACCACCAGUACAAACCCCCGCAGGGCAAGAUGGCCCACACCACCACGUUCAGGCAUCACCAAGAAGAGUACAAAGCUCCAGAGGGAAAGAUGGCAGAUGUCACCAUAUCCAGGUCAGACUAUGUGCAACACCCUCUGAUUCCUCGGAACCCGAGGCCCAAGAGCGCGUACGUCCCCCCCGAGGGAGAGAUGCGCAGCGGCACCACAUACACUGAGGACUACCAGCCACACGCCGCCCCCGCCAUGCAGCUGCACCCGCAACACAGUCACCACAACACCAGGGGGCAGCACCAGCAGAUGCAGAUGCCCACAGCGGGCAAGAUGGACACCCUGUCCACCUACAAGGAUGAGUUCCGCACCUGGCCCCUGCAGAGGCGACAGCCGUACCGGGAGGUGGACAACCUGUGCAUGACGCGAGAGGCUGCCUGUCGCUUCACUGCCACCACCACCUUCAGGGACGACUACCAGCCUGUCACCACCAACGUGGCACGCCAGCCCUGCAAGCCGGCAGCCUCCUGCCUCAACAUGUACCAGGGCCAGGGCCAGGCCGCCCCGUUCACCUCCACCACCAACUACCGCCUGCAGUAUGUCAAACAUCCACUGGAGGUGUCCAAGAGGCCGUCCAGCGCCCCUGUACGCGGCACCGCAAGUAGCCAUCUCAUUUAG